GAACAAGAUGGGAGUUAUGGCCGUGUUGAUGCUGCCCUUGCUGCUCCUGGGAAUCAGCGGUCUCCUCUUCAUUUACCAAGAGGUGUCCAGGCUGUGGUCAAAAUCAGCUGUGCAGAACAAAGUGGUGGUGAUCACCGAUGCCAUCUCAGGACUGGGCAAGGAGUGUGCGCGGGUGUUCCACACAGGUGGGGCCAGGCUGGUGCUGUGUGGAAAGAACUGGGAGAGACUAGAGAACCUUUAUGAUGCCUUGAUCAGCGUAGCAGACCCCAGCAAGCAGACAUUCACCCCAAAGCUGGUCCUGUUGGACCUCUCAGACAUCAGCUGUGUCCCGGAUGUGGCAAAAGAAGUUCUAGAUUGCUACGGCUGCGUGGACAUCCUCCUCAACAACGCCAGCAUGAAGGUGAAGGGGCCUGCCCAUAAGACUUCUCUGGAGAUGGACAAAAAGAUCAUGGACGCCAAUUACUUUGGGCCCAUCACAUUGACCAAAGCCCUGCUUCCCAACAUGAUCUCACGGAGAACAGGCCAAAUUGUGUUAGUGAAUAACAUCCAAGGGAAGUUUGGAAUCCCAUUCCGUACGGCUUAUGCUGCCUCCAAGCAUGCCGCACUAGGCUUCUUUGACUGUCUCCGAGCUGAAGUGGAGGAAUAUGACGUUGUUGUCAGCACCGUAAGCCCAACCUUUAUCCGGUCAUACCACGUCUAUCCAGAGCAAGGAAACUGGGAAGCCUCUAUCUGGAAAUUCUUUUUCAGGAAGCUGGCCUAUGGCGUGCACCCCGUGGAGGUGGCCGAGGAGGUGAUGCGCACCGUGAGGCGGAAGAAGCAGGAGGUCUUCAUGGCCAACCCCAUUCCCAAGGCCGCCGUGUAUGUCCGCACCUUCUUCCCGGAGUUCUUUUUUGCCGUGGUAGCCUGUGGGGUGAAGGAGAAGCUGAAUGUUCCAGAGGAAGGUUAACAAAUGGGCUACCCUUAUGGGAAUAAAGGUUUUUCUGGCA
Carlito syrichta (Philippine tarsier) is the source of this 986-nucleotide messenger RNA. It is a transcript of the gene DHRS7C, whose product is annotated as dehydrogenase/reductase 7C. The transcript has 6 exons. The record is from RefSeq and is a predicted model, not a curated record. Gene Ontology annotation, molecular function: all-trans-retinol dehydrogenase (NAD+) activity. Gene Ontology annotation, biological process: regulation of release of sequestered calcium ion into cytosol by sarcoplasmic reticulum. The coding region runs from base 8 to 946 and encodes 312 amino acids. NCBI's taxonomy places the organism in Eukaryota, Metazoa, Chordata, Mammalia, Primates, Tarsiidae. Gene Ontology annotation, cellular component: sarcoplasmic reticulum membrane.